Solanum verrucosum is the source of this 990-nucleotide messenger RNA. RefSeq names its product DNA-directed RNA polymerase V subunit 5A-like. Gene Ontology annotation, molecular function: DNA-directed RNA polymerase activity; DNA binding. The record is from RefSeq and is a predicted model, not a curated record. Gene Ontology annotation, biological process: DNA-templated transcription. Lineage: Eukaryota; Viridiplantae; Streptophyta; Magnoliopsida; Solanales; Solanaceae. The transcript is spliced from 4 exons. Bases 85 to 768 code for a protein of 227 amino acids.
CACAGUCGUACGUAGCAAAACCCGAAAAACCCUGGCACCUACUUGCUGUCAAUUCCAACAAAAAAUUAAACAAGAAGAGCAGAAAUGGAUGUUAAUGGGUCAGCAAUGGAGGUCGAUGUUGUCAAUGUUAGUCCUUGUUUAGCCAGCUUUGUCGAUGAUGGUACUGUUGAGAGUCACAGGUACUUUCUUGCACGCAAAACUAUGCUCGAAAUGCUGAAAGAUCGUGGUUUUGCAAUACCCAAUUCUGAAAUCGACACCACCCUUCAAGAAUUCAGAGAGAAAUAUGGUCAAAGACCUGAUGUUGAGCGCCUCAGAAUCUCCGCCAUGCACAGAACUGACCUUACCAAUAAGGUUUUGGUCAUCUUCUGUGGGCCAAAUUCGGUGAAAAUGAAUGUCAUCCGCAGUAUUUUAUCUCAAAUAAUGAACAAAGAAUCCUUGAGUCGGCUGAUAUUAAUCAUUGAAAAUCCAAUGACUAAUCCAGCUAUGAAGGUUGUGGAGGACUCCCCAUUCAAAACUGAAAUUUUCCAGAUUACAGACUUACUUGUCAACAUCACAAAACAUGUUUUAAAGCCAAAGCAUGAGUUGUUGACCAACACAGAGAAGGAGCAGCUAUUGAAGAAGUACAACUUGGAAGAGAAGCAGCUACCGCGGAUGUCUCAGAAGGAUGCAAUUGCUCGGUACUAUGGAUUGGAGAAGGGGCAAGUUGUGAAGGUCACAUACAGCAAUGAGAUCAUUGAGACACAUGUUACUUAUCGAUGUGUCUGGUGAUGUGACUAUGUAAAUCCUAUGUAGUAGUGUUGUUCUGUCGUACAUUGAGUGAGUCUGCAGCAGCCUAAAUGAAGAACUUGUAGUAGUAAUAUGUUAAGUACACUAUCAUUGUUGCUAUGUAUUUUGUUGUAUAUCCAGAUUGCCUUAACGUCAUACUUUUGUGCUAGUAGGGGUGAUGGUGGCUACUCUAAUUUGCAAAAUUUGACCAUGUUACUAUGCUAA